AUGCCUGCAUUGGACGAAGCUCCGGGCGCAAGCUUAGAGUCAACAACCCACAUUCCAAUUGCAGAGCUCUCUCCGAAUCUCGCAGCACCCGCAUCUCGAUCUGUUAAGGCGAUAGUGACAUUGACGUGGCCCUUCAGCUCAGCUACUGGAGUUGUGGCGUUCCUUCUGGCAGAGCCGGAUUUUCGAUUGCGACGCGCGAGGGGUCAGGUACGGGUGCAAUUUGCGGGAUCCUGCGCAAGAAAAGUCGCCAACUCACAUAUUACAAGUGGAGAUGAAGUAUGCUUAUGCCUGGAUGGAGUAGAAUGGGUUCAGGAUGGCGACCAGGUUUCAACUCCUGGCAGAGGUGUUGAGUUCGAGCUACGGUUUACGGAAAGAGUUCUAUUAAAGUUUCGGCCAGAAGACUCCCAGGAAUCAAAGUUAAUUGACAUUGACCAUCCUCCCCCCGAAUCCGAGCUUCCAAUCGCUUCAAUUCUACCAGAUGCGAUUCCCGAAUUUACGUUACCAUCCAACGGCACAAAUGGCACCAAUGGAAUCGAGCAUACCGAGCCUCAGAAAGAUGAUGCAGAUGACACAUUGUUCUCAUCCCCCGCCUUUGUCAAGAGAGCCAGAACCUCUUACGGAUCCAUGUUCGACUUCGAUCCUUUUGCCGAGGAGGAUGGAACUGUGGCAGGAAAGGGCAGAAAGAGAAUUAGAUUGAGUUCAGUAUGGAAAUAUACCAGUCGGUCUCCUUCGCCGGAGAGGGAGCCUACGCCGAUAGAAAAGGUGACGGAAGACCCGAUUGCAACUCCACCAAGGCCAAUCAUGAUGGAUGAAGGCUGCCAGACAGUCGAGGUAGCCAUGGACGAUGCGGCCGAGGCACUGGCUAGCUUUUCGCGACAGGCAGUCAAUGUCGGUAGCAUACCCUAUCCAGGUGCGAAUAUCAUGCCAAAUUACGUAUCACAAUAUCUUUCGAGUUCAAUGCCGCCGCCAAAGCUACAAACCGAUGUCCUGGAAGGUGAAAACCUGUUUGUUACCACCCAAAACUUCCCUCGAUCACCCAGACUGCAGCCUCUGUCAUCCGAAGGACUUCCACUCGUAUCUCCUCUCAUAUCUAGAGGCCUUGACUUUUCUGCCAACCAUCCUAUUCUGAGUUCAGAGUCAGCAGAAGGCGACGGGACGCAAAGCCAGCAUACUUCACUGGAAGACAGGCAGGAGGACAUCUAUGGUGCCAGCCCCCAAGGUUUGCGACAUGGAGCAUUUACGACCGCGCCCUCGAUGUUUGAACGUUCCGCUUCCCAAAGCGCUAAUGAGGUCCCCUCAAACAACGUAACAGAAGACCACUUCAUGGCUCCGGAGCUCUAUGAGCAAAUCCACGAAGUAACAUCUGCCUUGCCUUCCGACGACAAGGAUCUUUCAGAUCACGAGCGGUUCUACGUUGAAGAGGAAACCGACGGCAAUGUUCAGAAUCGUAGCAGAUCGCCAAGCUCUUCGCCGCUUGUACCAGCUCAGAUGAAAUAUCCUGACCUGGACGACUAUUCACAACAGCCACCCAUACCAUUAUGGGCUAAUGAACCCCCGGCAGUCACGUACCCGGAAUUUGGUAUAUCAGAGACGGAACAAUAUGAGCAUAGGUCUAGUUCAAGGGCUCCCGUGUCUGCCCCAAUGUCAAGAUCUCAGAGCGGGCAAUCUCAAGCGCAAGCCGUAGAUUUAACCGAAAGCAGUGAUGAGGAAGGACAGUCCCAGCAGGAUGAUGACGCCGAUGGUGAAGCUGAAGAAAUCAGUUAUCCAGACGAGCUUAGAAAAGAAAGAAGUCUUGAUCAGCGACAUACUGCUACGAGAAAAGAACGCAUGGACUGCGAAGACUUGGAUGAGGAAACCUAUGAAAACGACGAACAAUAUAUGUCUGAUGAGCCCCAAGAGGACUCUGAGGACGAGGUUCAUUACAAGUACGACGUUGAUGGAGACGGCAACUACAUUGACAGUGCUGGUAACGUGAUACCUGGACCUGGAGUUCCUUACACGGAGGGAUCUGAAGAGAAUUAUGGAAGUGAUGAGGGCAGCUAUGACGACGAAGAGGAAGUAUCGGGCCAGGAAGAUUACUCCGAAACCUCAGCUCGGGCACCUGCCGCACCUGUCUUUAUCGAUUUGUUAUCUUCUGACGACGAAGAAGAUACCGCUCAACCUGGAACCGCCGAAUCCCUUGGUACUGAACCCCAAACUGCAAGCAGACAAGAUUCUUCAAGCGAGGAAGAAGGAGAGGAGGAUGAUGAGGAUGAUGAGGAGAACGACGAAGAGCAAGAUGAUGAACAAGAACAAGAAGAGGGAGAGGAGGAAGAAGAAAGGGAAAAGAUGAAUUUCGAGUCCAUCAGGACCAAGACGCUAUUAGAAGAUGCAGAAGACUCUGUAAACGAACAAGACCCUGAAAACAUAGACGCAUCCAACGAAGGAGAUCAACAAUUGAGCGAAGAUGAGAUGGAAGUCGAUGAAAUUGUACCCAGCAAUGCCAACUUGGAGUCCUCGCCCCAUAGUGAAAUCCACGAUGAAGAAACGGAGGUUCUUGUGGAGGACACGCAAGUUGUAGUUGAGAUCAAGACGACUGUUGUAGAACUGCAGCAACUCGAGGAUUCACGAAUUUUUCGUCAGGACAGCGUGCCGCUAGCCUUAGAGCCAAGCAUCGCAGAAGACAGCAAACACGACGCGGAGGAAGAGGAGCCUGAGACCGAGAAACUUGAACAUGACUCCCCUCGAAAUGUUGAUGUCGACGAUUCAGAGAAUCCAACGAUAGUGGACGAGCAGGUGAGCCUUGCGCCGAUUACUAGUCCACAGACUGCGAAUGAUGUGAUUCAGGAAGACGUGAAUAGUCCUCUUAAAAAGCCAAUUGUGGAAGUAGUGGUCACUGAUGCAAUGGACAUUGAUCGGAACGAUUCGGAGGACCAUGAAAAGGACCACAGUGUUGCUGAUGAACAGUCAUCGGAACGGGCAGUUCCCGCAAGUAAUGAUUCUGUUGUGCGUACUGUGGAGCAACCUGCCGACGACACUGUGGAGGAAGAAUCUGGUGCGAUAAUUGCGCAGGUAGACGACGAAGCUUCGGAUGAGGAGGCCGAAGAAGCUGUUGAAACUUUAGAAGAGGAGUUUGCUGAAAUUGUUUCCGAAGCCGUUGACGAGGCAGUAGUAGAAGUGAUGGCGGCCCACGAUCAUGAUGCAUCGGCGUCAAAUGGCAACGACGCUGAUCAGCAGGAAAGCCUACCACUAAAGCACCUCGGAGACGACAACAAGAGGCCUGAUGCACUGGAAGUCAGUCCGCUGCGUAAGUCAGGCACUCCUGGCACCGUGAAGCAAACAACAGAACAAAGCCCGGCCCGAGAACAUAAUGAGCAUAACGUUCAUUUUACUCGCAGCAAAGGGCCUGCGCAUCCGCCUCACAAGAAACAUUCCCCGAGAAGAAGUCAUGGCUUAGACGGAGCGAUGGAUGAAGAAAUGUUACCAAAAUCGUCUACCUCAUCCCAGCUACCCGAAGAUGUCAAGCAGUUGCUCAAGCGAGCAGAAGAAGUCAAACAUUUGCUUACGCCAGAGCACACACAAGGCUCAAGAGCUACCCCUGCCAUCGAAACGUCUUUCAAUAACUCGAACGACUCGCAGGUCUCUACCAUCCUCUCACCAAAGGAGCCUUCCCAUACAGUCUCCAAUACCCAGCCCGAUGGCCUAUCUAACACCGAAGCAACAGAAAAGGCUCCUUCACUUCGAGUCACGCGAGCUCGAGGGAAAGUUGCUACAACAGAGGCUCUUAGCGAUAACCCUACAGAGGAUUUGGUCCAAGGCACUGCAACAGCAGAACGAGCGGAAACACCAAAGCAGAUUGCUAGCCCCCGAAAUUCCCAAACCACCAAAGGUGAACCGACAUUGAGUCCUGAAAUCUCUGACGCAACACAUGUCAGCCCUCGCAGAAGUCAUAGGCGUGUUGUGUCGACCACAUCCGCAGCCGAUGCUAGAGAUCUACGAAGCAAGACAGCUUCUAUGUCACUCAGUAAGGAUAACACCAGGCCUAAGACUCCGGUCAAAUCCGGGGAAGCCACAAAGCCUGGAGAUAGCCAAGUGCUAGCUUCUUUUCCAGCGAUUAUUUUAGACCAGAGAGUUUCCCCAGUUGGGCAUGAUGCUAGCGUUGAACUAGCUCUAUCUUCACUCGAAUCUCCAACUAGGACUCGUGACAGGAGCGCACCCGUAGCGGACUUGAAGUUGAAGCUAUCUCGUCAUUUGCGGACCGAACUAAGCGAAUUCACUGCACUUAAGGUCCUGCGAUUUCAUCUCAACCAGAAACUCGAUGUGCUAGCAAUUGCUACGACUACUCCUCCUGAACCGCAACGCGCAAAGGGGGGUCCACGGCACUAUCAGGUCUCCUUCAAUAUCACAGAUCCUUCGAUUGCUCCCAGUGGCGUCAUUCAAGUUCAAGUGUCGAGACCUUACAAAGAUGCUCUUCCAAUUAUUCAAGCAGGUGACGGGGUCUUACUUCGGAGUUUCCAGGUAUCAUCUGUAUCAAGAGGUUUCGCUCUUCGGUCAGAUCAAACUGGGGCAAGCAGCUGGGCAGUCUUCAAGGGUGGUGAUGAGGUGCAAGCCAAAGGGCCCCCUGUAGAAUAUGGAGACGAGGAGAAAGAUCACAUAUCUCAAUUGAGGCAUUGGUACGGUACUUUGGACUCGACAGCCAUGGUCAAAAUCAAUAGGGCAAACUCGGAGAAAGGAAUGGGCAGCCCUACUGGAAAACUGUAG
This is a messenger RNA of Glarea lozoyensis ATCC 20868, 4740 nucleotides long. RefSeq names its product Nucleic acid-binding protein. NCBI's taxonomy places the organism in Eukaryota, Fungi, Ascomycota, Leotiomycetes, Helotiales, Helotiaceae. Gene Ontology annotation, molecular function: DNA binding. The record is from RefSeq and is a predicted model, not a curated record. The coding region runs from base 1 to 4740 and encodes 1579 amino acids. Gene Ontology annotation, biological process: telomere maintenance. Gene Ontology annotation, cellular component: chromosome, telomeric region. The transcript is spliced from 2 exons.